AUGUUUGCUUGCAUAUCCCUCCAAGCGAGAGGGCUUGUACCUAUGCUGAUGUUCGUUACAAGAAGUGAACUGGGGACUGAUGUGACACGUCAUGUAUACGCGUUGCUUAGCUUGCAACGUGACGCGCCCACGAUGAAAGUCCUGCCACAUUAUGUUUCACCGACGUACUUCGGCACCUUCCACAUCCAUAUACUUUUCUUACGCGGCCAGCUGCUUCACCAGGACCCCGGUGUUUGCCGCAAGCAGCAUCGCGACGGCUUUAUAACCGUCUUCUGUUGUCGAAUGCUUCCUGGAAGCUCGGUUUCUGCAGCGGUAUACUUACCACUGGUGCAGGCCCAGGGCACCUUCCUCUUUCAGCGCAACGCGGAAGUGAUUCAAGAGACGCAAUCUAAGCUGCAGGAGCUAUUUGAACGUAUAGAGGCCCUGCCCGACGCGUGCAGUCUUCGUCUGCUAUUGCUGACGGAGUAUACUGCGGACCGGGCGCUGGGUGCUCUGGUACCUAUAAACGCCCUCCGAAACGCCGCUCUGCUUGCGAUUCGAACCCCGCUGGCUGCCAUGAUUGACGUGGACCUGGCCGUGAGCGACUCGCUUCGGCGCGUCCUCGCGCAGCCUGACAGGCUAGAAGCAAUACAGCACGCAUCGACCGUGUUCUGGGUACUACCCACCUGGGAGGCAGAGAGCCACUUGAAACCGGAGGAUGCGCAGAACACUGUGCUGUCGGCGAUUAAAGACCCCGCUUGCUCACGCCUGGCUAAGGGUAACCGCGUCCUCUUUGUCGCGGUGUUGGAUACCGUCGUGAUAGUAGUAGCUCGCACAAAUGUCUGUUUUCCCGGUCCUCCACAAUUUUGGCUUUACAAGCCACACGGCAGUUUAACCUUGGCUUUCCUUGCAUCAUUAUCAUCAUCAUUAUCAUCAUCAUCAUCAUCAUCAUCAUCAUUAUCAUUUAACGGUAUCAUCAGCAUCAGCAUUGACACAUUAUCGUCAUGGCCUUCGGUGACUUGGACAUGGGCACCGGAACUGCCAGGUGACAAGAAGCGGCUGCAGAUGUUGUGGCAGACCCGGCACCUACGUACGUUUUCAGAAGACAUCUUUCCUCAGGGUCACAACGCAACAGAUUAUCGACGGUGGCUGAGCACCGACCAGCCGUACACCAUACGCUACGGACGUGGUUACGAGCCGUGGGGUAUCACCUCCAGGAAGCAGUACACGUGGAUGCCGUACGACGUUCGGUUUCGGGGCUGUUUUCGCGACAAGGUGACGCAAGUGGCCUCUCUGGCCUACAUCAACACGAGCUUUGCUGCUUUGCCUGACGCCUGGCUGGUACACCAGCCACACCAGCUCUCCGCUGCGGCUUCCAUCGCCUAUGCCAAGUCGAAUGAUGCCAUCCAUGAUUAUGUAUGUAUGUAUGUAUGUGCACAGUGGCUUCGGGUUCAAGCGCUGCAUAAGGUGGUAUUUUACCGGGGCAUCAACACCACCAAGUUCAUGCUGCAUAAGGCCCAUUCUCUGGUCACGAGUGACGAGGCGCUGGGGGCGAUGGCGGCUGGGCGCUACGAGCCCGUAGCGGCGUUCAACAACAAGCAGCAAAUUGAGCAAAAUAAUUCCACGGUGAUCUUCAUCCAUAUGAUGCAAGCUAUUUGGACUCAAGCUAAUUAG
Messenger RNA from Volvox carteri f. nagariensis, 1653 nucleotides. RefSeq lists its product as uncharacterized. Gene Ontology annotation, molecular function: xylosyltransferase activity; glucuronosyltransferase activity. Gene Ontology annotation, biological process: protein O-linked glycosylation via mannose. The coding region runs from base 1 to 1653 and encodes 550 amino acids. Lineage: Eukaryota; Viridiplantae; Chlorophyta; Chlorophyceae; Chlamydomonadales; Volvocaceae. The transcript has 12 exons. The record is from RefSeq and is a predicted model, not a curated record.